This is a messenger RNA of Ceutorhynchus assimilis (cabbage seed weevil), 1863 nucleotides long. Lineage: Eukaryota; Metazoa; Arthropoda; Insecta; Coleoptera; Curculionidae. The record is from the annotation of a GenBank genome assembly.
AUGAUUAAUACUGGAUUCGAUCCUCUGCAACAUACAAGCGUGUAUCAUGGCAAAGAAGAUUCAGAUGAUAGUGACGGAGAAGGAGGUUUGGGAAACGUAAACCGACAAAUUAUGCGCCCUCCAGGACACAGUGGAAAGGCUAAAAGGGGUCAUCUCUGCUUUGAUGCUUCGUUCGAGUGCGGAAAUUUGGGAAGAGUGGACUUAGUUAAUGAAUACGAAUAUGAUUUAUUUAUAAGACCUGAUACAUGCAGUCCUAGACUCCGAUUUUGGUUCAAUUUUACUGUGGAUAAUGUCAAAUUGGAACAAAGGGUUAUAUUUAAUAUUGUUAAUAUUAGUAAAGAAAGGAAUUUAUUCAUGGAGAAUAUGACACCUCUGGUCAAAUCAUCGAGCAGACCCAAAUGGCAAAGAAUACCAAAAAAACACGUAUUCUACCACAAAUCAAAUGUCCAUCAAGGCCACUACGUAUUGAGUUUUUCUUUUGGCUUUGAUAAAGAAGAAGAUAUUUUUCAGUUUGCUUUGGCUCCACCCUACAGCUAUUCUAAACUUCAAACAUUUUUAUCCUCACUUGAAAAAAAGGCUGCCUACCUUAAUGAUAGUUUUACUAAAGAACUUCUUGUUAAUAGUGUGGUAAGUUGGGUUAAAAUUGCAAUUACUAUUUCGUUUUAUUUGAUUUUUUUUCAGCAAAAGCGAAGAAUUGAUUUAAUUACUAUAGGGUCCCUACCUCCUGUUUCCAAUGUGAAAACUAAACCUAAAGUCAAAAGAAGAAUGGUUUGUAUAAUGGCUCGAAUCCAUCCUGGAGAAACCCCUGCUAACUUUGUCUGUCAGGGUCUUCUGGAACUUUUAAUUAGUUCAAGUCCUAUAGCAGCUAUUUUACGAGAUAAUGUUAUAUUCAAGGUCAUACCAAUGCUGAAUCCGGACGGUGUAUUUUUAGGAAACUACCGAAGUACUGUUAUGGGGAGCGAUCUAAACAGAUCUUGGCACAUUGCCAAUCAAUGGCUUCAUCCAACUAUUAGGGCUGUGAUCGAUACAUUGACAAUAUUAGACAAAAGUAAAGAAUUUCAGUUGGAUUUUGUUGUAGAUAUUCAUGCUCAUUCUAGUUUAACAGGAUGUUUUGUAUAUGGCAAUACAUAUGAUGAUGUCUACAGAUAUGAAAGACAUAUUCUAUUUCCCAAACUUCUCGCAACGACAUCUGAUGAUUAUGUACCUGCAAACACCAUGUUUAAUUCCGAUAGUUCAAAAGUAGGCACAUCUAGAAGAUUUUUAUGCUCUUUAUUGAACGAAAAAACUAAUUGCUAUACGUUUGAAGUAUCUAUAUUUGGUUAUAAAUUGAAAGGAAGUGAUAUUUUAAUACCCUAUUCGGAAGAAAGUUAUAUGCGAUGUGGAAGAAAUCUCGUAAGAACUUUUCUAGAGUAUUACCAAAACACUGGUGCAAUUCCACUCCAAAUAACAUCAGCAGUAUCUAGUCAAAGAAAACGAGCCAGGACAUGCCAAGUACGGCAAAGAAAUAAGAAUUAUGUAAGGAAUAAAACUCCUUUGACUGGCCGAACUCAAGCUCAGCUACAUUUCAAACACUUAAACAUGAACUAUGACAGUGAGACCUCUGCGGACGAUUGUACCUUUUCUAAUAGAAAUGCGAGUCCUAGAAAAUAUUUCGACAAAAUACCGGAACACUUCAACUCAAGAAAAAGUGCCAAAAAUGUGUCUCAGAAGAAUUAUCACUUUAGAAGCGGUUCGCCUAUAGCUACAACAUUUGUGGUUCUACCGGAACCGAGUUUAACAGUAAUCGAUUUCAAUGUAAUGUCUCGAGAUGAUAUUGAUAGGGUUUCCAAUUUCAAUAAAAUAAAGAAAGUUUUCAAUUGUUAA